Molecule: messenger RNA, 579 nt
Organism: Nicotiana attenuata
Lineage: Eukaryota; Viridiplantae; Streptophyta; Magnoliopsida; Solanales; Solanaceae
Exons: 1
Coding region: 1-579 (192 amino acids)
Molecular function (GO): RNA-DNA hybrid ribonuclease activity; nucleic acid binding
Source: RefSeq, a predicted model, not a curated record
AUGGUAGUGUGGAGGAAACCCCAGGACAACUUUGUAAAAAUCAAUAGUGAUGGCAAUGCUCUCAGUAACCCAGGGAAAAUUGGAGUUGGCACCAUCAUAAGGGACCAACAUGGUAAUUUCAUUCAUGCAAUGGCCACUCCCCUUGGUGAAGGAACUAAUAAUCAAGCUGAAGCUGCAAUUGUUGGUGUCCAGUGGUGCUUGGAAAAUGGCUAUACAAAAACCCACUUAAAAGUUGACUCUGCUUUGUUGAUUAACUGGAUCAACAACAAUUCUGAACCUCCAUGGUCUCUUCAGAUGCUCAUUCAGAAGCUGAAGGAUCUCAGUCAACACCUUGAGGAAUUCAAGUGCACUCAUGUCUAUAGGGAAGCCAAUUUCCCAGUUGAUUCACUAUCAAAGCUGAGCCAUGAGUUGGAAGACAUAUCAUAUUUCCACUCUGUGCAGGAACUUCCACCACACAUUAGAGGGCAGAUCAGACUUGAUCAAUUAGACACCCUUGCUUUCAGGCACAAAACCACAAAAAGGUUCCAAAUGACCACUCACAAUAAUUCCACAUCCAAUUCCUCUAAUGGUUAUGGCUAA